Anarrhichthys ocellatus (wolf-eel) is the source of this 1494-nucleotide messenger RNA. RefSeq names its product LHFPL tetraspan subfamily member 2a (gene lhfpl2a). Gene Ontology annotation, cellular component: membrane. The record is from RefSeq and is a predicted model, not a curated record. Lineage: Eukaryota; Metazoa; Chordata; Actinopteri; Perciformes; Anarhichadidae. Bases 12 to 689 code for a protein of 225 amino acids. The transcript has 2 exons.
CCGCCGUCAGCAUGUGCCAUGUCAUUGUCACCUGCCGCUCCAUGCUGUGGACUCUGCUGAGUAUCGUGGCCGCGUUCGGAGAGCUCAUCGCCUUCAUGAGCACCGACUGGCUGGUGGGAUUCCCCCGCACGCCCGAUGCCGUCUUCGGCCCCCAUGGGGCCACCGCGGCCGGAGAGGCCUACAGGCCCACUCUGGGCAUCUACGGCCGCUGCAUAAAACUGCCCCACCUGAAGCGCGGAAUACUGUGCGGACCGUACGCGAUACACUUUGGGGAGAUUGCCAGCGGGUUCUGGCAGGCCACGUCCAUCUUCCUGGCGGCGGGGAUCCUGCUGCUGUGUGCCGUGGCGUUCAUCUCGGUCUUCACCAUGUGCUUCCAGAGCAUCAUGAAGAAGAGCAUCUUCAACGUGUGCGGACUGCUGCAAGGGAUCGCAGGUCUGUUUCUGAUCCUGGGUCUGAUGUUGUACCCCGCCGGCUGGGGUUCGGACAAGGUCCAGCUGUACUGCGGCGCCGACGCGGCUCCGUACCAGGCCGGGCUCUGCUCCAUGGGCUGGGCCUUCUACACCGCCAUGGGCGGCACCGUGCUCACCUUCGUCUGCGCCGUCUUCUCCGCGCAGGCCGAGAUCGCCACCUCCAGCGACAAGGUGCAGGAGGAGAUCGAGGAGGGGAAGAGCCUCAUCUGCCUCCUCUGAGAGGCCCAGACACUUUUGUGUAGAAGAAGAAGGAGAAGGAGAAGAAGAGCCACCUGCCCUUCUGUCUUUAAUAAGGCCGACCUGUGAAAUGGAGGCCCCCGCAUUGUUUACCACUAAAAACCGACUCUUUGUUUGUCUCCGUCUUGUGUUUACGUGGGAGAAAUCUACAAGUGCCAAGUUCUUUCUUUCCUCAGUGUUUGUCUUCGUGUUCGUGUUUUAACCGUGUGGACGCCCAGAGAGGCGUGUUCUGUAAAUAAGUGUGAUGAUAUAUAUAUUUUGUACAUAGUGAUGAUCGCAGAAUGAUUGGCUGGGCUGAUGAUGUCACUCUUGCCUUUUUUUAUGCCACCAGACCACGAGCAGCCGACCUGUUAGCUGUCUGCCACGUGUGAGUGUUAGCUCAACAAGGGAACCACUACUCAGUCAGAAUAAACUACUCGGAAUGAACGGCUCCAGCUCAGAGUGGACGUCCUUUUUAGAAGCUUACAGAAUGUACUGUCGUCUGAAUCGUUUGUUUUUUGCAGACUCUUGAAAUGUAUCGACGGAAAAAAACGAGUAUUCGCACAGCUUGCACGAGGACGAUGAAGCUCCGUGGUGCGUUCUGUUUGUCCUCUUCUUUCUGCAAAAAGAAAUCCUGAUAUGAAGUGAGCUGGACCCCGUGCAGGGUCCCCGUCUGGUCCUCAUCCAGCGGACGUCCUGUAACCUGUGCACAAAGACAUGGACAUGCACGAGGAGGACGUGAAGUAUCGCUGUUUGUUAGUGACGUCUGGUUUCAGGGAGUCUAUGGAGUCGUAGCUGGUGUCCUUCU